This is a messenger RNA of Rotaria sp. Silwood1, 495 nucleotides long. The record is from the annotation of a GenBank genome assembly. NCBI's taxonomy places the organism in Eukaryota, Metazoa, Rotifera, Eurotatoria, Philodinida, Philodinidae.
AUGAGCGUUCUUGAAGCUCCAAAUUAUUUGGGAAAAACAGGCACAGGAACAAUAUUUUCUAUUCAAACCAGCAGUGGAAAAGAUAUACGUGCACAUUCAUAUUUUGACAAUGAAGAUGAAAUUCUCCUUCCACCCGAAAAGCCCAACUUCUCCGAAUCAAAAACUAAAUCGCCAUACUCUAACAAGAAACUUGAUUGCAACGGACGUGCUUGUGUCGAAUGUGGCCACUGUCGCGAUUGGUACUGGCGUCCUAAUGGUGAUGACAAAGAUUAUACAAAGCGUGAUGAUGCAACUUGUACUUCUGAUGGUUAUGAUCGUGGUUUUCGUAUUCCUUUCCGUAAUGGUCGUUUUUGUUUUGAUGAUGAUGAUGAUGAUGAUGCUGAUGAUGAUGAUCGUCGUCGUAAUUAUUAUCAUUUUGUUUAUUCUAUUUCUUACAUUGGUGGUAUUGAUGUUAUUGAUAAUCGUCUAUGUCAAUGUGACGAUAAUCGCUCUUAA